AUGCGACCCGGCACCGAGAGAGCCUCGCUCACACCCCCGCCGAGAGGCCACGGUGACGACGGGACAAGGCAUGCCACCGCCGCCACCGCGCGCCACACCCCGGCAGCGGGUCCCACGCGGUGCGCGACCCUGGCACGCGGACCCGGAACGCCCGACAACCCUCGGGAGCAACCUCUUGCGCGCGGGGGCCGCUCGGCCGGGAGCGGGAUCUUCUGCCAGGCGGCGAAGACCCCGGCUCCGGUGCGGGAAAGGGUCGGAGGAGCCGCCUCCCCCGACCCCCGAAGGCGUCCGCACCCCUUCGCCCUCGCCGUUUUUUCCCAGCGCUCGCCGGCGCGUCGGCCGCCGAGCGAAGGGGACGAGGCGGCUCUCGCGCGCCAAGAAGAGCCGGGCUCGGGAGGACUCGGGCCGCGCGCGCCCACGCGGGCGCCCACGCGGAGGAACACCGGCGACCGGCGUUCGGCGGCGCCGGCCGCGGUGGCGCGAGGCUCAAAAGGCCGGCCGCCCCCCCCGCUCUCCGGCGGGGACGGACCGGCGGCGGACCGGCGCAGUGGGGGGGGGGGGGGGGGGAAGGAAGGGUGGAGCCGCCGCGACGGCGACGAGCGCACCGCGCUUCGAUGCCCGGCCGCGACGCGCGGUGUAGCGCAGGGAGGGCCCUGCCCGCGCGCGCGGUGGCGGGCGCGCACGGCGCGCUUCGCCGCGCCGAGCGGCUUUCUCUCCCCCCCCCACCCCGCCCCCCCAGGUGCCGCGCGCCUUCCAUCUCUCUGGGGCUGCGCGCGCGGCGCCGUCGGAAAGGGCGCGUGGCCCCCCCGGGUACCCGCCGAGGCCGGCGGCAGGGGGGCCGAGCGAGCGAGCGAGCGAACGGAGCGGGCGUUUGAGACGCCGCACGCGGCCGGCCGGACGGCCCGGCACGCGGGCAGGCGCCAGCCCCCCGAUAGUCAAGUUCGACCGUCUUCUCGACACUCCGGCAGGGCCGUGGCCGACCCCGCCGGGGCCGAUCCGAGGACCUCACUAAACCAUCCAAUCGGUAGUAGCGACGGGCGGAUCAACCAGGUAGCCGCCACCCACGGCGGCGCCACGGAGGCACGCGAGCAACGCGGACCGCCCGGCCCCACCGGCCAACGCCCUGCCAACCCUGACCGCCCCGGCUCUUUCACCGCUCCGACCCGCGGGAGCGGCAUCGCGGACGCGACGGUGGCGGCAUGGCAGCGACGCCAACCGGCGAGCGGCGGCCGACGCCAUCGCAAGCCCGGAGGCGCCUGGGGCGGGGAACGGCAGCACGGCACGGGGACCUUCCCACCCCCCCUCACCCGCCGCAAAGCGGCGGAGAGGCGCGGGACGCCCUCGGCAACGGCCGACCCCGGCGGCCGGCCCUUCCCGCGCCGCCGCGGGCAAGGAGCCGGGACCGCUGCGCAGCUUUCGGCUUCGGACGACGCGGGCCUCUCGGUCACGGCCCCCCCCCCCCCCCCCGGGGGGGGAAAGGGGACACCUGAGGGCUCGCGGGGCCACGCGGCCGUCACACAGCCCGGGACGGUAAAGACGCCCUCCCGGCAGCGGGAGCGGCGACACCUCGCCUGCGACGGGAAGCGAAUUGGAAAGGAGACCGCCCUGCCAGAGCACCGGACACCGCCGUGGCUUCCCCAUUACAGAGAGCCCCGGAAGAGCCGGCCCGCCGGGGGCCCUUUCCGACGCGACCCGAAAAGCCUCAUCGAUCGGCUGACAAAAGAGGAGCGAAAGAAGGCCCCGCGGCCUCGGUCCUGGGACAACGGCAGCCCGAAGCGCGCACCCACCGGCCGAGCUCCGCCACGGUUCCAGGCGGGCAGCGGGCAGACGGACGCGGGGCUGCUUUUUUCCACGGGCGGGACACGUCCCCGAGAGGCCCCUGCCCGCGGCUUGGCGCCGCCGAGCCUCCCCGACGCACCCGAGAGGCCGCCGACGCCGGCGGGCCGACUUCGCAGCGGCUUUCGCAUCGGUCACAGCGGAGAAGCGCGGGGAGGGUGCCGCCACCCGACCCCGGCUGCGGACGACGACUCCCUUUAUCGAGCGAGACAACAUCGGGACGGCACCAACCGGGGGAGGGAGGCCACGGCCAAGGCCGCGCUCCCGACGCCCCAGGGAACCUUUCCGAGCGUGCGAGGAAGUGCCACCGACCAUGCCCACGGGCCACCGGCUUUCGCCCGCCUCGCGGCGAUCGGCUUCCCUCCGGAAAAGCCGGGCGGGAACGUGGACCUUCUCGCAACCCAGCCCGCCGGCAACCACGGCAGCCGGGACAGGCCAGACACCACGGGCCGCCCCAGCGUCGCGGCUCAGUCAACGCCGGCCGAAAACAAGGAAGGGCGAGGCGCCGCCGCCUCGCCAGCAGCAUUCUCACAGGGCUCUCUGUCGGGCUUCCGGUCCACUCUCGGCAGGCAGGCCGGCCACCGCAGGCCGGCCGCCGCCCCUGAGACAUUCCCGCCCGCUGCGCGGGUUCCCCAGCUUAGGGCCGAGGAAGGGGGACGCAACUUCAAAACACAGCGGGACGGGGGGGGGGGCGAGGCGCCGCCGCCCCGCCGCCCCGCAGCAACAUCGGGCGACUCCCGUCACCGAGCCCCUCGGCCAACCGGGCGAGGCCGAGGCAAGGCCGCGCGCCCCACCGAGCGUUCCCGAGGCACCGCCGACACACCAAGCACAGGCCGCCAAGCAGCUCGCGCCGUCUUUCGGCCUUGCCCGUCACUGGGGCUGGGAAGCCGGGAUAAAGCCACGCGACUCCUAUCCCGCUCGUUCGACACUCUUCGUUCUGGCAACCGCGCGCGCGGCCGCCGCUCUUGGCCUUCAACACAGGCACUGACACAGCCUGCGGGGACACGGCCCAUCACCCGCUCCCAUAAUACGGACAGGCGAGUCCGAGGCCCCGGACGCCUCCAAGAGAACCAAUCGUACUUGACCGGGGCGGUGCGCUGGCGCACGCCGCCUCCUACCAUGACGCAACUGGAGGCAGCCAGAAACAGCGACCCCUUGGUGAACUUCCGGGACGGGUGGGGCAACAGGUCUACCCGGCCCCUGCCGAAAUUUGCCCAAGUCCCGCCGGAGCCGG
Corvus hawaiiensis (hawaiian crow) is the source of this 3070-nucleotide messenger RNA. RefSeq names its product collagen alpha-1(I) chain-like. NCBI's taxonomy places the organism in Eukaryota, Metazoa, Chordata, Aves, Passeriformes, Corvidae. The transcript has 7 exons. The record is from RefSeq and is a predicted model, not a curated record. The annotation marks the transcript as partial.